GAUGGUUAUUGACGUUGCUAAACGUUAAAAUACAACGUCGGGAUUGUGGUUCACAUGAGCCAGUUGUGGGCGAAGUUAAUGGCUGAAACUAUAGGGAGAAGGCAGAAUGCCGCCUAGAGUUUUCGAGAGGUAGCUAUUAUCAUAUGUCAAACAUUGACGUCAAGCUGGGUUUUGGCUAACUGUUUUUUGGGCAUGGAAUUAGACCUACAUUUGAGUGCUAGUAGUUUCCAAAUUAAAGUUUGCCCCAGACUUGCUUCCCAUGUUCAGGAGACAGUAUGAGAUCAAUAUCUUAACAGAUAAUAAUGGAGUUGGAUCUGGAUGUUAAGAGCCAAGUUUCCUGACCCAGGCUGUUAUGGCCACACCCAGUUCCACCUGGUCCCUGAUAGGUAUUGCAGGGACAACAUGGCCAAACUGAAUCUGACUGACCAGAUUGAGGUCUAUCUGAGAGCUAAUGGCAUUGCCAGUCUAUUCGCAUGGACAGGAGCACAAGCCAUGUAUCAAGGUUUCUGGAGCCAUGAGGAUGUGGCCAGGUCCUUUGUGUCCCAGGCUGUGAUCACUAUUGGCCAGUACUUCUCUUUCUCCUGUUACCAGCGCAACUCCCUGGCCCUGUCCAUGAUGGAUGCUGUGAACCCCAGGAAGAAGUUGUGCUGGGGGACAGACAGUAUUCAUCUGUAUGAAAUGAAGCAUGGUGCUGUGGUUGGGCUGGAUUACAGGGUCCUCAAGCUCCUGAUCUGGUUCCUACUGGGCAGGUCAGGUGGACAUGGAGAGAUGGUGUAUGCAGGGUAAAAUAAGUGUUUUUGUUGAACUGUUUCCAUCUGGAUUCAACAGUGGCAAAUGCCAAUUCAUGUACACUGAACAUGUGCAGUGUAUGUGUGUGUAUGUGUAUAUAUAUCUAUAUAUAUAUAUAUAUAUAUAUCUGCAAUGAUCUGGCAGAAUGUAUUCAUGUGGAAAGUAAAAAACAGUUGCAUACAG
Salvelinus sp. IW2-2015 is the source of this 972-nucleotide messenger RNA. The record is from RefSeq and is a predicted model, not a curated record. Lineage: Eukaryota; Metazoa; Chordata; Actinopteri; Salmoniformes; Salmonidae.